This is a messenger RNA of Sesamum indicum (sesame), 1209 nucleotides long. RefSeq names its product plant/protein. The record is from RefSeq and is a predicted model, not a curated record. Lineage: Eukaryota; Viridiplantae; Streptophyta; Magnoliopsida; Lamiales; Pedaliaceae.
ACGAAUCUUCAGUUCUAUUUCCUUCCUUCCCUCCAACCUUCACUCCCAUUCUUCCUGCAGAUUUCCUUCUCCGGAUACACACACAGCAUAUUGUAACUGUAGAAAGAGGAAUCGAGCGGGAGGGAGAGAGAGAGAGAGAGAGAGAGAGAGCAGAGUAUCAUAAGUUAUGGAUUCUCUGUCAUCGGUCUCGCCAUCUAUUGUGCUCCCGCUCCGUCGUCACCAUCACCAACCUCGCCGGCGGCUAACGGCUCUCUCCUUUGCGAGAGACAAAUCCAUUAGUCAAUUCCGUAUUUCCAUUCAGUUUCGUAGAAGAAAGCAGAGUAUGAGAGUUUACUGUAAAUUUAAUAGAGAAGAUGAACAGGAAGCAGGAAAUGAUCGGAGAGAUGAGGAAUUGGAGAGAGCGCUGCGGAUGGACGGCACGAUUCCUACUACUUCUGAUGCGUUUGUCAAGCAAGUGUCUUCACGCGCUUAUGAUAUGCGUAGGCAUCUCCAGCAGAGUUUUGAUAGCAGCAGCUAUGAUGUAUUAGAAGCAAACCCUUGGCGAGAGACUUCAAAAUCUGUUUACGUCCUAACUCACCAGGAAAACCAACUAUGUACAAUGAAAACUCGGAGAAACCGCAGUGAAGUAGAAAGGGAGCUUGGACUUCUGUUUUCCAAAGGGGGGAAGUGGGGAAACCAGUCAAAGCAAUCAGGAACUAGCACCAAAUUCCAAAUGCUUGUCGAGGACGUCCGAGAGGGUGUACUUGUAUUUGAAGAUCAAAAUGAAGCUGCAAAGUACUGUGAUCUGCUUCAAGGAGGGGGGCAAAACUGUGAAGGUGUUGCAGAGAUAGAAGCUUCAUCUGUCUUUGAUCUGUGCCAAAAGAAUAAGGUGCUUGCUGUCUUGUUCCGUAGCGGCAGAACACCUCCUCUACCUGAAAGCCUUAAGCUUAAUCUGCGAGCACGUAAACGCUCCCUUGAAGACGAAGAGGACUUGAUUUGAAGACUUGGAUGGUUGGAGUGCAAGUGAUCUUCAGAAAUUGGAGAUUGUAAUAUAUAUAAUUUCUGGUAUAGUAAAAAAAUCCCAGAAAACAUAUAGUGACAGAAUUUCGACAUAAAGGAAUAUUUUAUAUAGUUGAAACUAAAUCAAAAGUGGUCACGAGCUUCUAUCUUAGUUGCUGUUCUCCGAGAUUGAACAUCUACUCAUACACAAGGAAACGAAUUUUAUGUGCA